AUGGCUCUUCGACUCACGCUCUCACUUCUCCCUGCGCUGGUUGCGGCGGAACCCGUGCUCUUUGAGCCCAACCCCUUCGCCAGUGGACAGCAGCUACGUGGGCAGACAGAGGACAGCGAUCCUUUCGGUGACGCUAUCGAAGAGCCUGGCCGAAGUGACAAGUGGCUGAGGGACAUCAGCACCCGGACCAAGAACCACUUCAAAAAGCUGCUUCAGCCACUUCAAAAUCCGAUAGUGCAGGAGUACCAGGUGUUGGGGGUACUGGACGGAUAUGUCAACUACACGAUGCAGCUGGUUUCAAACGCCACGGGCCAUGAAGUCGUCUGGAACCGCACAGGCCGCUUUCUUGCCGAAGAGCCUCGAGCUUUGGCACCCCGGAAGCAGGAGCUUCCUCCGAGAGCAAGGUACAUCAACAAGAUCCUGAUCUACGUGAACAAGGAGAUGGAGGUCGUGUGGAAUCUCAAGACGAUCGUGGACAGAAAGCGCUGGGGUGUCGGAAAUGUCAUCACCUCCUCGCCUUAUGGCCCCCAUGGGGAGCACCCGGAGCGCUGGCGUGCGAACGGCUCCUUCCCGCUUCCCGCGGCGGCGCCGAACAACAGCAUUCUCCUUCAGGACAAGAAGGUGAACUUGGUGUUCCGCAUCAAGCCGGACGUUGAAGAGCACGAGAACAAGUACGCAAGGCAACUCCAGGCUGACUACGAGUCCUUGGUCCACAACAUCAACGAUGCCAGUCAGAAAAUCAGCGAUCUCCGGGGCAGGCUCUGGAAGAUGGAAGACUUUGCAAAGCAGUUCAUUGCCCUACCCUCCGGCGUGUGGAACAAGAUCGAUGCGAACUGA
This is a messenger RNA of Symbiodinium sp. CCMP2456, 837 nucleotides long. The record is from the annotation of a GenBank genome assembly. Lineage: Eukaryota; Dinophyceae; Suessiales; Symbiodiniaceae.